AUGAGUCGCUGGUUCAGUUUCGGUACAACGAAGGAGGUUGAGCCUCAAACUGCCCGCGCAUUGCCCGCAUCAUGGUAUCGCUCCUCGGCCAUGUAUGAACUGGAACGACGAGCCAUCUUUUCCAAGAAAUGGAUAGUCGUAUCACACCAGGCAAGAUUCGCCGAAGUUGGUGAUUUCCUGCGUAUCACCCAGGCUGGCUUUACCUUCUUCUUGAUCAAAGACCGUCAAGGCGAGAUCAGGGCCCAUCACAAUGUCUGUCGGCAUCGGGCGUUUCCGCUGGUAGAGCAAGAUGCAGGACGAGUCAAUAUUCUAUCUUGCAAGUAUCAUGGCUGGUCUUAUGGACUCGAUGGCAAAUUGGCCAAGGCUCCAAAAUACCAAGAGGUUCCAACAUUCGACAAGUCAACCAAUAACCUAUACCCAAUACAUGUGCAUAUCGAUAAGCUUGGAUUCAUCUGGAUCAAUAUGGACGCCAGUGAUACCCCCACUGUCGCUUGGGACGACGACUUUGCUGGCGUUGACACUCAACCACGUCUUCAGCCAUUCGACAUGGAGGCCUAUCACUUCGACCAUCAGUGGGAGAUGAUUGGGGACUACAACUGGAAGACUUUGGCAGAUAAUUACAACGAAUGCUACCACUGUCCAACUGGACAUCCCGCACUCAAUGCCCUCACUGACCUGUCAAAAUACUGGGUUGAGACAUCUGGUGGUCAUAUACAGCACUUCAAUGUCGAUAAGCCCGAUAAAGAUGGCAUGGGUAUCUACAGUACUUUCUACUAUCCCAAUGCAUCCAUCACGAUCUCAAGCAACAGUGCUUCAGACGAAGAUUUUAAUGAGAUCAGCAACUGCUUCAAGCAAAUCCUCAAAGAAGACAAGGAUCUUUGCAAUGCAGCGCAGAAAAACCUGAACGCUGGUAUUUUUGUCAAUGGCGAACUUCAUCCUCGAGUAGAAAAGGGCCCCCUCUUCUUCCAGGAAACUACGAGGAAACUCGUCAUGGAACACCAUCAGCAGGAAGAGCAUGAAGGACAUGAAAUCUGGCCAGCGGCACCGAAGAAUGGGCAGUCAGGGAAUGGACAGGAUGAUAUUGACUUCUGCAAUAAGUUAGAAGCAUGUGCUGGGUCGGAGAGUCUCAAGUGGUGA
Messenger RNA from Fusarium oxysporum Fo47, 1137 nucleotides. RefSeq names its product Rieske [2Fe-2S] iron-sulfur domain-containing protein. Gene Ontology annotation, molecular function: 2 iron, 2 sulfur cluster binding; iron ion binding. Bases 1 to 1137 code for a protein of 378 amino acids. The record is from RefSeq and is a predicted model, not a curated record. The transcript is spliced from 5 exons. NCBI's taxonomy places the organism in Eukaryota, Fungi, Ascomycota, Sordariomycetes, Hypocreales, Nectriaceae.